This is a messenger RNA of Tetrahymena thermophila SB210, 3507 nucleotides long. RefSeq lists its product as hypothetical. The transcript has 8 exons. NCBI's taxonomy places the organism in Eukaryota, Ciliophora, Oligohymenophorea, Hymenostomatida, Tetrahymenidae. The record is from RefSeq and is a predicted model, not a curated record.
AUGGAAUUAUCAGAUACAAAGAGCUAAGAUCGCUACUCCAUGACGGAUACAGUCAAUUCAGAGGAUCUUAACGAGCGCAUACAAGAAAUAAUUCGUUAACAUUAUGGACAAAAAGAUAUGGUUUCAGAGGGUAGAAAGAGAUCUUUUCCUUUAAUGAAAUCUAGUAGCAAAAAGAGAUAAAUCACUCCAAAAAAAGUAAUAUCAUCUGAUCUUGAGGAUAUUAAUGACCAAAAUAGCAUGUUAAAAUAGUAAAAAGGCAAAAAAUUAUCUUUGUAAAAUCAUUUAAUUUGCUUAUCGCCAAAUGAUCAAAAAUAUCUUAGCUCAAAAAAAAAUUAAGAUGAAUUAUCUAAUAAAAAAGCAAAUUAAUAUUCAUCCAAUAAUAAUUCAUUAAUGAAGUAUUCGCCUUCUACUCAAGCUGCUAUCUAUGAGAGAAGCGAUAUGAAGGAUAUUGAUUAUCAAAAUACAAAUUAAUACUUGGUAGAAAAUGGAUUUUCUUCAAGAAAGCAGCAUUAUUUGGAAGCAAGUGCUAUACAUGAAGAUUAAAACGAGAGCGACCAGACAAUAGUAAAUCAUAGCAGCUCUCAAACUAAAAUAAAAACAAUAAAUUUUGGCACUUAAUAGCACACCUAAAACUCACCUGUAUUCUCUAAAUCAAUAAAUAGCGAGGCAGGACAUUACAAAACAUUCAACGAAGAAGACAGCUAAACUGAUAUCAAAAACCUGAUAAAUAAACUUGAUAAGUAAGGUAAUCGUAAUAAUAACAUGACGCAAAAUACUUCUUGUUCUUUUUUGAAUGGUGGAAGUGCCACAAAAACAACUUCUAAUAAAUGUUAAUUAAAUAAAGAAUAGCAAAUAAUUUCACAAUUUUCCUAACAGAAUUUAUCUGAAAUUUUGCCUAAUUACUUAUUCUAAAAUAAUUACUAAUAACAGUCGAAUUUGCCUUCUUUGUUACAGCAACAAAAAGAUUAUGAAUCAAAUUAAAGUGCUCAUAGAAUUGCUGCACAAACAAACUGCAUCUAAAAUUUAGAGCUAUCAUAAAGUCUGCUUUCAGAAGCCAUUAAAAAGCUAACCAUAAAACAGCUUACAGCAAUUAAAAUGAUGGUCAAACCGCUUGAAUGUGUUUAAUAAAUUACCAACUGUAUAGUUUCUUUAGUGAAAGAUGGGAGAAGAAUUGUAGAGAGCUUUGAUGUAAACAGAUCUACUUAAAAAACAGAACCUGAUGAAGAUGAGGAAAUUCCUUGGAAGAGCUUGUAGGAAUAUUUUACUUCUCCUGGUAGAUUAAUGAAUGAGCUUUCUAGGAUUGCUGAUAUUAUAGAAAUGAAUUAGGUGAGCAGUAGAAGUAUUGGAUAAUGUAGGGAAACUGCCAAAAAUUUAUAGGAUUUAGAAAUUCCUGAUAACCCUCUUUUGCAAGAACAAAUUUCUGGUUUGGUUUCAUACAUUAAAGCUGUUUCUGUCUAUUAUGAUUAUAAAAUGGAACUUAAUAGGUUAGUGUUAGAAGAAUAACAAAUACAAUAAAGAAUUAAUUUUGAAAAAAAAAUGCUGAAACAGUAGUAAAUUACUCAAAAAGAAAAUAUUUUUAGCUAUCCUAAAAAUAAUGUUUAAAAAGAUUCAAGUAAUAAUAGUAAUUUUAACAGUAAGUCUAAUAAAGAAAAAAUUGGAAGUUAAACUUUUGCUACUAAUUCAAGAAAAUAGAGUCAUGAUAAAUAAUCUAAUAUGACUUUUGGCUAAAGUAUCACAAGUGAUUCUCAAAGAUAUGCUAAGAACAUUCUUUAAGCUCCAAAAUAAAGCUCCGCUUCAAUAGCAAAUUUUUAAUCAAAUAUCAAUUAAAGCUAGAAUAUUUAAAAUAAUUUAUCUUUAAACUCUUGCUAGUAGCUCAGCACUUCAAUUGUUGUUAAGACUCCUAUAAAAAAUCAAACUAAAAAGAAUCUUACUCCCAAUAAAUAGAAUAGAAGACUUAGUGGUUCAAGUAGUCACUAAGAUAUAUUAAAUAAUCAAAGUGCAAAGCAUAAUAAACAAACUAAGGUUGAUAACUCUUAAAGAUCCUUGUCAAAGUCAAAUUCACAUAAAAUAAAUCUAAGAUCUUCAGAUUAACUCUCUGAGUCAUCAUCCAGAUCAGGUUUAAAUCUCCCUAAAUAAAUAGAAAUAACUAACACAAGAGAAGUAAAAAAGUAAUUGCCAUAAUAAAGACUCAAUACACAGAACACAAACACUACAAGAAGUAGUAAUCGCUUGAAUACAUCUUGCUCUUCAUAGAAUUCCAAUAUGCCUAGAAAGAGUGAAUUUUAAGAAUCUAUGAAUUAAACAUAAAAGCUUAAUACCAAACUUAAUUCAGAAAAUAAUAAGCAAAGUAGCUCAUAAUUUUAAAAAUAAAUUGAAGAAAAAAAGUUCUUACAUAAAAGAGAGUAGAGCUAAGGUAGUCUAGCGCAGUAAAGUACUCACUCUACACGCAGUAGAUUCUCAACAUAGAUAUCAGAGGAGAAUAAAACAAAAUAAACAAAAACAACUUCAAGAAGUAUAAGUAAUAAAAGACAGGGAAGUCUGUUAUCAAUAAAAAAUAGAAAGGAUGAAAGUUAAUUUAUGAAUUCACCAAUGUCUACCAAACCUGAUCAUUAAAAAUAACACUUAAAUAGCUCAUAAUCUCUGUCUUCUAACAGAUAAAGGAGUUUAAGCUAAUCUAGUAGAAACUCUAGCUCUUAAAGGGAUCUAAAAAGUAGAAAUGAAGCAGCAGCAACUUCAAAAAUAUCUAGGUUAGAUAAAAUACUUAAGCUUAAAGUAAAAAAACCUGAAGCAAACUCAUGUGUAAAGAAUAUUAUAAAUAAUUUUGAAGAGUUCAGUGAAAGAGGAAAUAGCAUUGAAAACACUUAAAACAGAAAUACUUCAAAGGCUGCAAAGCAGAAAUUAACAAUAUAAAAGUAGAUCAAAUAAGAAAAAUAAGACAUUCUUACCUUAAAGUCUAAGAAAUCUAAACUAGAUUUUUAUCUAGAAAAAGAUCACAAGUAGAGACUGUAAGAAACAUAGCACUUAGAAGAAAAAAUAGAUAACAAAUGGAAAUUGUAAGAAAGAGACAGACUUCAUGGAUUUUUAGAGGACUAAAAAAGAAGAGAAAAACAGCUUAUUAAAGAAAUGAAUGAAGAAUCAAUAAAAUGCUUCAAAACUGUAAAGCAAAUUCAAGAAUGGGAAGAUCACUAGCACUAAAGUCAUUAACACUAAUAAUUAUAUAUAAAUCACAUCUAUAAUGAAUGCUAAAAAGAAAGAAGCAAAAGAGAAGAAAAAGAUAUGCUUUACUUUAAAAAAUAAAAUUUAAUUGAUGAAAAGCAUUAAAAAUCUAUUAAUAGUCAAAAAUCAAUCCUUGAAACAAGUGUAAAUUAUUAAGAAGAUGAUCUAAAAAGGCUAAAUAACGAGCUUAAAGACUAAUAAAAAAGAAAGAAAGAUUUAGAAGAUACUCUAGAAAGGACUCUUGAUGUCAUAUACAACUAUAGGAAAUUAUCGUGCUAUAAAUAGCUUUGA